Messenger RNA from Ziziphus jujuba (common jujube), 2893 nucleotides. Its product is annotated as subtilisin-like protease SBT1.7. The record is from RefSeq and is a predicted model, not a curated record. NCBI's taxonomy places the organism in Eukaryota, Viridiplantae, Streptophyta, Magnoliopsida, Rosales, Rhamnaceae. Gene Ontology annotation, biological process: proteolysis. Bases 345 to 2663 code for a protein of 772 amino acids. Gene Ontology annotation, molecular function: serine-type endopeptidase activity. The transcript has a single exon.
UCAAUAAUGUAGGCCCAAAUCCCAUUCCCACCUCAAAAAAAGUGGGAUUUAUUAGAAUCAAAUCUGCGCUCAAAUAAUUGCUUUUAGGAAAUUUUUAAAAGGAAUAUAAAAUUUCACACAGUUGCCCCACUGCGGCUCAUGACCUAUCUUAUCAGCACUCAAGUGGAGGAGUGGACACUAAUUAUCUAGCAGAAAGGCGACGCUAUUUAUCUAGCAGAAAGGCAUUAGAAUUCCAACAAUCUGAUUUACAUUCGCACUGCCCUCUGAACAAAAUCCAUUGCUGAGAGAAAAAGAGCAGUAAAACACAAACCCCAAUCGCCUGAAAAUCUUCCUUUCAGGCUUGCAUGCGGAUGGAGGGUGACAAGAUGAAGAUACUCAUUUCCGUUAUUGUGUUUCUGACCACCUUUUGUUUCCAUGUAAUAGCAAAAGAGAGCCAAAAGCAACCGAAGAACACUUACAUAAUUCACAUGGACAAGUCCAGCAUGCCAGCAAGUUUCGAAGACCAUUUCCAGUGGUAUGAUUCAUCUUUGCAGUCUGUAUCAGACUCAGCGGACAUGAUUUACACCUACCACAAUGUAAUUCACGGUUUCUCCACAAGACUAACAACUGAAGAAGCUCAGCUGCUCGAAAAGCAACCAGGUGUUCUCUCUGUUUUACCUGAAAUCAGAUACGAGCUACACACAACUCGGACACCGGCUUUCCUUGGAUUGGGAAAGAGUGACGCUCUAUUUCCGGCAUCUGAUAAAUUAAGUGAGGUGAUUGUUGGAGUGUUCGACACUGGUGCAUGGCCUGAGAGUAGAAGCUAUGAUGACACAGGCCUUGGACCUGUGCCGAAGGGCUGGAAAGGCCAGUGCGAGGUGGGUAAUAAUUUCAAUUUAUCCAACUGUAACAGGAAACUAAUUGGUGCCAGGUAUUUCUCAAAAGGAUAUGAAGCAGCAUUUGGAGAUAUUGACAUUAAAGAAGAAUCAAAAUCACCAAGAGAUGAUGAUGGCCAUGGAACUCACACCUCAACCACCGCAGCAGGAUCAGCUAUUGUAGAUGCUACCCUCUUUGGUUAUGCCAAUGGGACAGCACGAGGGAUGGCUUCCAAAGCCCGAAUAGCCACAUAUAAAGUGUGCUGGCUCGGCGGAUGUUUUGGCACUGAUAUUGUCGCAGGAAUAGAAAAGGCUGUUGAAGAUGGUGUUGAUGUUAUGUCCAUGUCUAUUGGAGGAGGGUCACCUGAUUACUACAGAGACCCUGUUGCCAUUGGAACUUUUGGAGCUAUGGCACAUGGAAUCCUCAUAUCAUGUUCGGCUGGAAAUGGUGGACCGAGCCCAGGGAGCUUGUCCAAUGUUGCGCCUUGGAUUACCACCGUGGGUGCAGGAACGUUAGACCGUGAUUUCCCAGCUUAUAUUGGUCUAGGAAAUGGGAAUAAAUACAAAGGAGUUUCGCUCUAUAGCGGAUAUCCUUUGUCUGGUGGGUUGUUUCCACUUGUUUAUGCUGGUAGUGUGAGUAAUUCCACAGGUACUGGUAAUUUAUGCUUGCCUGACAGUUUGAUUCCAGGAAAGGUCGCAGGGAAAGUUGUGAUAUGUGAUCGAGGAUCAAAUCCAAGAGUUCAAAAGGGUCAGGUGGUAAAAGAUGCUGGUGGUGUUGGGAUGAUUUUGACCAACACAGAUUCUUAUGGGGAGGAACUAGUGGCUGAUGCACAUCUCUUGCCCACAGCAGCUGUCGGCCAGAAAAUUGGCGAUGCAAUAAAGAGUUAUCUCAAGUCUGAUACUAAUCCAACGGCCACAAUCUCAGCUGGAAGCACACAGUUGGGAAUCAAACCAUCACCAGUCAUAGCAGCUUUCAGUUCCAGAGGGCCAAAUCCACUCACCCCAGAAAUACUCAAACCAGACCUUGUAGCACCAGGAGUGAAUAUCAUAGCUGGGUGGACAGGUAAAGUAGGGCCAACAGGACUAGACAGUGAUAAAAGGCAUGUAAGCUUCAAUAUCAUUUCAGGCACAUCAAUGUCUUGCCCUCACGUUAGUGGACUUGCCGCCCUACUCAAGGCUGAGCACCCAGAAUGGAGCCCUGCAGCUAUUAGAUCCGCACUCAUGACGACAGCAUAUGCAACAUAUGAAAAUGGUGUAAUCAUACAAGAUGUUGCUACUGGACGUCCGGCAACACCAUUUGAUUAUGGAGCCGGGCAUGUGAACCCAGUGGCAGCCCUUGACCCUGGACUCGUCUAUGAUGCCGGUGUACAGGACUAUUUCAGCUUCCUCUGUGCCUUGAAUUAUACUGCAGCACAAAUAAAGGCAACCACCAACUUGAAGUUCCACUGCAACUCAAGGAAACGAUACAGCCUGACAGAUUUUAACUACCCCUCUUUUGCUGUUCCUCUACAAACAGCAUCAGGCAAAAGAGGCGGUGCUGGUGUAUCAAGUACUGUGAAAUACUCCAGAACUCUGACAAAUGUUGGUGCCCCCUCAACAUAUAAAGUCUCAGUAUCUUCAACGCUUUCAUCGGUGAAGAUCUCAGUGGAACCAGAAUUACUGAGCUUCAGUCAAGCAUAUGAGAAGAAGACUUACACUGUUACAUUUACUGCUGCUUCUAUGCCAUCAGGUACAACGAGCUUUGCUCGUUUGGAAUGGUCAGAUGGUAAACAUAUUGUUGGUAGCCCUAUUGCUUUUAGCUGGACAUGAUAAUCAGAAUCCAUAUAGUGGUUCAAAAUUGCUGAAUAGAAUACAACAUAUAUCGCUUUGUACGUCGAGUGAACUUGUCUUGUUAAUCCCAUAAGCUGGCAAUUAAGCAAAUCAAGCCAGUUGAUGUUUCUCUUUUAAUGCAAACUAAUAGAAGUCGGAGGAAAAGAAAAAGGGCCAAAAGUUGUACAGGAAUAUGAUUAAUGAAUCGAUUAUUGGUCUUUUAGAGCGUC